Molecule: messenger RNA, 2075 nt
Organism: Terrapene triunguis (Three-toed box turtle)
Lineage: Eukaryota; Metazoa; Chordata; Testudines; Emydidae
Product: zinc finger protein 883-like
Exons: 5
Coding region: 110-1921 (603 amino acids)
Biological process (GO): regulation of transcription by RNA polymerase II
Molecular function (GO): RNA polymerase II cis-regulatory region sequence-specific DNA binding; DNA-binding transcription factor activity, RNA polymerase II-specific
Source: RefSeq, a predicted model, not a curated record
CCUGCCUCCUCCUGGUUCCCAUGGUGGGGGAGUUGCUCUCAGGGUUUUAAAACUAGCACAGUGGGUUUAGUGCUGGUGGGAGGGGCUGUGUCUGGGCUGUGGUAAAGUGAUGGAAUGUUUUCCCAGCAUGCGAGUCAGAAACAUCUUGUGCAGGGAAAGGGCUGGGGCAAAUCAUGAUGUGAUAGGAACUAAAGGCCCUUCUGAAAUCUUCCCUGUCACCCUUCUCACCCUGACAGGUGGCAGAGUAACACCCACCUUUGACUCCAGAUUGUCCCAGCUUCCCACGGGACAGGGAAGGGAACUGGCUGUAGUGGAGCCAGUCCAGGGGCCGGUGACUUUCGAGGAGGUGGCUGUGUAUUUCACCAGGGAAGAGUGGGCUCUGCUGGACCCCUGUCAAAGAGCCCUCUGCAGAGAUGUCAUGCAGGAGAACUAUGAGAGUGUGACCUCGCUGGCAGGUGAUGCAAUGGUAUGUGACAAAGAGGAGCAGAAUUCUCAGAAGGAAAAUGUUGAGCAAGUGGAUAAACACAGAGCAUUAUCGCAAAGAUCAAAAAGGAAUGUGUCCAGGAGUCAUGAGCAGGGAAACUCCUGUGAGAUUCAGCACAGACCAGAAAGAGAACAGGGAAACCAUCCAGGGGAGAAAGUGGGUAAAUGUAUUUCCUGUCGGGGAACUCAGAAGGACCUCAAUGAAACCACAACACAGCAGGAAAUCCUCAGGGGAAAGAGAAAAAAUACAUGCACUGAGGAUGGGAAAAAUUUAUGUGACUACUCAGUCGUUAUAAAGCAUCAGAGAAUCCACACAGGAGAGAGGCCCUAUGAAUGCUGUGAGUGUGGGAAAUGCUUCACUAAGAGCUCAUCCCUUUCUGAACAUCAGAGAAUCCACACAGGGGAGAGACCCUAUGAAUGCAGUGAGUGUGGGAAAAACUUCACUCACAGAUCAGGCUUUUUUCGCCAUCAGAGAAUCCACAGAGGGGAGAGGUCCUAUGAAUGCAGUGAGUGCGGGAAAAGCUUCAAUCGCAGCUCGCACCUUAUUAGGCAUCAGAUAAUCCACACAAGAGAGAGGCCCUAUAAAUGCAGUGAUUGUGGGAAAAGUUUCACUAAGAGCUCAGCCCUUUCUGAACAUCAGAAAAUCCACACAGGGGAGAAGCCCUACGAAUGCAGUGACUGUGGGAAAACCUUCAAUCGCAGCUCGCACCUUAUAAGGCAUCAGAGAAUCCACACAGGGGAGAGGCCAUAUGAAUGCAGUGAGUGUAGUAAAAACUACACUACCAGCUCAGCCCUCUCUGAACAUCAGAGAAUCCACACAGGGGAGAGGCCCUAUGAAUGCAGUGACUGUGGGAAAACCUUCAAUCGCAGCUCAAACCUUUUUACCCACCAGAGAAUCCACACAGGGGAAAGGCCCUAUGAAUGCAGUGAGUGUGGGAAUACCUUCUCUUGCACGCCUGACCUUUUCACACAUCAAAGAAUCCACAGAGGAGAGAUGCCCUACACAUGUUCUGAGUGCGGGAAAAGCUUCAAUCAGAGCUAUACCCUUAUCAGACAUUGGAGAACUCACACUGGAGAGAAACCCUACACAUGCUCUGAGUGUGGGAAAAGCUUCAAUCAGAGCUCAAACCUUAUCAGACAUAGGAGAAUCCACACAGGGGAGAAACCUUAUGGAUGCUCUGAGUGUGGGAAAUGCUUCAUUCAUACUUCAGCCCUCAUCUCACAUCAGAAAAUCCACACAGGAGACACGCCCUACACAUGCUCUGAAUGUGAGAAAAGCUUCUAUCAGAGCUCUGACCUGAUCAAACAUCGUAGAAUCCACACAGGAGAGAAACCCUACACAUGCUCUGAGUGCAGGAAAAGUUUCAAUCAGAGCUCAACCCUUAUCAGACAUCAGAAAAUCCACAUGAGAGAGAACUGUAAUAAAUGCCUUGACUAGGGCUGGCCAAAGAUUUUUCUUUUAAAAAAACCCACAUUUGCUAAUUCCCACAGAGUGAUCUUUGCACCAUCUUCAGCGUGGUCUCUCAGCUCCCCCAGAUGAGUUGCCUGCUUCUGCUUUUUGCAGCUCACCCUUCUUUGGGGUCAGUCCUGUG